GCGCAGUGAAGUGAGGCAGGAGCCACAUUUCUCAUUUGGUCGUCUUCCCGAAAAGGGGAAAAAUUAGGGCACUCAAUUUCAGUUACCGCCAUUGAAAUCGAUCGAAGCUAAGCAUGGGUCGGAAGAAGGGAUAUGUAAUGCCCCAUGAUCAGCCGGACGACUUCGAUCCGGAGAAUCCCUACAAGGACCCCGUCGCCGCUCACGAGAUGCGCGAGUACCUCAUCCAGGAGCGUUGGAUCGGCAUCGAGAAGGCCAAGAUCCUCCGGGAGAGGCUCAAGUGGUGCUACCGCGUCGAGGGGGUCAACCAUCUCCACAAGUGCCGCCACCUCGUCAAGCAGUACCUCGACGCCACGCGCGACGUCGGCUGGGGGAAGGACAAUCGCCUCCACGCCAUUUACGGUCCGAAGACUGAGGAGGCGCCUGCUGAGUGACUUGUUCGUGGCGACGUUACUUCGAGCUUCUGAAUAAUUUCAGGUAUUUAAAGUUUUUCAAGUAUGCAAUGCUGUGGACAGACAGCAACGAGGUGUUUUUGUUGAAUUAUCAGCCUGUAGCCCAGUUGAACUGUUGCCCUGUAUGUCUUUUAAUUUCAGAAAUUCAAGGGCGAAAAGGGGGUGAUGAAUCAUUUAAAUUUUACUUGUGGAUUUUUCUUUUUUGUACUUGUGAGAGUUUUAUACUUAAUAAUAAAUGCCGAAAUGAUGCCAUAACAUUUUCUUCUA
This is a messenger RNA of Andrographis paniculata, 716 nucleotides long. RefSeq names its product NADH dehydrogenase [ubiquinone] 1 beta subcomplex subunit 10-B-like. The coding region runs from base 114 to 431 and encodes 105 amino acids. The transcript is spliced from 3 exons. The record is from RefSeq and is a predicted model, not a curated record. Lineage: Eukaryota; Viridiplantae; Streptophyta; Magnoliopsida; Lamiales; Acanthaceae.